Saprolegnia diclina VS20 is the source of this 2903-nucleotide messenger RNA. RefSeq lists its product as hypothetical. Lineage: Eukaryota; Oomycota; Saprolegniomycetes; Saprolegniales; Saprolegniaceae. Bases 10 to 2832 code for a protein of 940 amino acids. The record is from RefSeq and is a predicted model, not a curated record. The transcript is spliced from 10 exons.
CGACCCGGAAUGGAGACGGCAGCCAAGAAGUACGUGGCACUCCUCGCACAGGCAGAGCCUGUUUUGCUCGACUCUGCGGCACAGUGGACGGAUGACACCAAGAUGCAAACUCUUCUGCGGCACAAGCUGCUUCCAGGACUUCAAGCAGGCUUGCAAGCAAAGAACACGAGUCUCUUCGCACUCACGCGCGCGCUUUGCAUCAGUGCGUCGUUCGUACAGGCGUUGACGACCUGCGACGGGCUUCUCAUGGAGCUAACGAGCCAGCUAUCGCUGCCUUCCGUCGUAUCACGCCCGGAAUUGGCGGUUUGCGUAGCACAUGUCUUCUACGUCGUCGCUCGCGCCGUCAACCAAAGCUCGAGCACAGAGAAGCGCGUUCGGGCGGCUUUGUUUUCCGGUCUUUUAACCCUCUGGCCAAUGCUCAACUCUACAGAAAAAAGCGUGUCGGGUGCAGUGGCCCCUCUUCAAGAAGCAACACUAGCCUUGGCCAUCGAGGCGCUCGCCUUGGCACCGACGCAAGAGGCACAGAGCGCUCUAGUGACCGAGAUGGCUGACGCCAUCACGUCACUGCAGCUUGUCUCACCGUGGAGUACUUGCGUCGAGCCCAACGUCUGCUUCUAUUUGUAUCUGUUGGUGCUUUCGCCGCACCUUUUAAGCACGAAGGAAGCGCCAGCACUGCUCGCUUCCUGGCUCACAGGCCUCGACACGGAAGCCUCAAAUGACGUUUCUGCCGCGGGCCUUGUUCGUCCGAUGCAGUGGCCAUCGUCGCUGCCGUUCGCAGUCAAUGUCCAGGGCAAGAGCUUUCUUGAAACCAUUGGCACAGCAGCCUCGAGGUCGGAGCUUGCGGCGUGGCCCUCGCUCUCCCACUUGUGGGGCCUGCUUCUCCUUCCGUUUGUGUCGGACGAGUCGUGGUGGUCGCUCGCUGCCAUGCUUUGCAGCUACAUUGCUUGCCAUGAUCCCCCGCAAUUGGACGAUUCAGUGCUCUUGACGACGAUCGCAAACCGGUUUGCAUCAACUGCACCGGGCAAGCGACCCAAACGACUUGGCAGCGUGGCAAAGCUCGUUCAAGCCUACAACCUGGCGUCUCUCGUCCCGGCAACGAUAUCGCUCGAUGCGCUUGUGCUGGCUGCUCUUUUUCAAGCGACCUCCGACGCGAUGACAGCAGCAAAUGUAGCUCUCUCGGUCCGUGACGCGUCCGCACUCUUGUGCAUUGUGCACUUGUGUUGCCGAGGCUCACCUCACAUGCCCGUCGUCACCCUCUUCUCAAACAGUAGUGCAUCGCUGCCCGCGAGUGUCUUGAUCGGCGUGUGUGAGACGCUGCAGCUACUUGUGGACCCGCCCGCGCCGUACCAAACCCGCGUGAUUCUCAGCGAUGACUUGGCGGCACUCGCAGCGACAACAGUGCGCUUUCUCCUCGGCCCACCUCCGAGCCCAGCGAGCGGCUUGGAGCUCUGGCGACUGCUUUUGGUGCUGCUGCACCAGCCAGCGUAUCCUUGGGCGUCGACAUCGAAUAAAUCGAUCCUCGACGCAUGCCUCUCCGCUCUCAGCUUGGCCCAUCGCGACGAGCAGGAGAAUACCAUCUAUUGCGUCUGGGCCCGUGUCUUGCAAAACUCCAAAGACAUGACGUCGUCACAUGACGUCCGCAACGCGCUGCAGCACCUUCUCGAGAUGUUGCCACAUGCGCUAGGUACCGCGCCGGCAUCGGCCAUCGUGGCGCGUCUCGCUGUCGCUGCGCACCACGCACCAUCGUUUCCAGAUAUGCGUAUAUUGGCGCUUUCGGUCGUCAACGCAGGAAUGGAAUGGAUGCUGUGGUCCUUUGCGUACCCUGCGGCGCCACCAAUGGUCCUCUUCCCGUUCGCAGCAUCUUCGACAGAACCGGACGACCUUGAAGAUGCGCGACAGAGUCUUUACGACAAAUCGCUCGAGCUCGCGACGCCCUUGUCUCGUGCUACUAGUACAGAGCUGCCGGCAUGCAGUCCACUGAAAGACGCAACGACGUAUCUCUUGGCUCGUGGAGACGUUCCGACUGAUGUCACUGCGGCCAGUGCUUUCGUCUUUCAUUUGCUGCGUGCGAUUAGCCUCGCCACGAUCCACGACUCCUCGUUCUCCCAUGUCCUUUUGCCUUUACUGCGGUCGCUACGACUGGUCUGUGCGCUGCCAUAUGUGGCGCUUCGAGACCCGGUGUUUGUUGUGGAUCUCGUGCACACUCUGAUGCUAGUCGCCGAGGGUACUCGACGCUUCGAAGCGCCGACAGCCAUGGAAGAGCCUGUGACGGCGUGGCAUCGCUGCGGACGGUUGUUUCGCUUGUAUGCAUCCAUCUUUCGACGCGUCGAGGAGGGCGAGCUCCCGCCGUCAACUGACCUCGUUCGGAUGCUUUGCACGGCACUUCUUCCGUGCGUCAAGGCCCUCGGGCUCUUCAAGGCUUCGGGCGGACGCUGGAAACGGGACUACAAUAUCGUAUUGCAACGGCUCGUAAGAAGUCUGACGUGGAGCCUGGCAGCUGUCACCUCCGAGGAUGUGACGGCACUUGCGGCGCUCCUGCUGCAGCUUUUGACCGUGAUUGCGAGCAAAUUUAUCGUGCAAGCAAGAGUGCUAUUUCGAAGCCACGUGCCGCAGCUGGUCGGCCUCCUCGGGCAUGCAGAUGGAAGCGACAGACCGAGUUUCGUCAUCGAUGUCCUUGACCUGCUUCGGUUCACAGCCAUGCCAACCCAAGCAGAGCUCACAGCGGCCAUGCGGCAGCCUUUGAAGGAAGCGACAGCAUUGCUCGUACCACCGAUGCAACACGCCAUCUCGAGUGCCUACUUGGCCUACUUGGAGUCGACGCUUCCCAUCUAGCGCUGCAGAAAGCAAACUGAGUAGAAGACAAUAAGGUCGUCGAUUUCGACGUGGUUGGAACGCUCAUGUCG